This is a messenger RNA of Lodderomyces orthopsilosis Co 90-125, 1692 nucleotides long. RefSeq names its product Ape3p (gene APE3). Gene Ontology annotation, molecular function: aminopeptidase activity; metalloexopeptidase activity. NCBI's taxonomy places the organism in Eukaryota, Fungi, Ascomycota, Pichiomycetes, Serinales, Debaryomycetaceae. Bases 1 to 1692 code for a protein of 563 amino acids. Gene Ontology annotation, biological process: proteolysis. The record is from RefSeq and is a predicted model, not a curated record. The transcript has a single exon.
AUGAAGUAUUCAGUGUUUUUAUCAAUUGCAAUUGCAUCCACAGUUGAUGCAUUUCCAACUUUAAAGUUCUGGCAAGACAUUGUACCAUUGGGUCAACAAGAUCAAACUAAUCAAGCAGUCCUUGUCAACUCACAUUCCAGUAAGGGAAACGAAGAGCCGCGAUUUCAAAUUCAGCUGAUUGAUGUUGGACAAGAGGAAGUGCUGCCACAAUACGAAGAAUCGGAAUCAAUCACCAUUGAUGACAUAAUUGAUGAAUCGACUUAUUUGAAAUUACCAGAGAUUGAUUCUGAAUUAUUACAAGAAAGUAUUGAUGAGCUGAAUUUGAAGAAACGUGCCGAAUCGUUGUUUAAAAUUGCCAAUUAUUCCACUAAAAAGUACGGUCAUCCAACUAGAGUCAUUGGUUCACCAGGACAUUGGGCUACCAUCAGGUAUAUAAUAUCUGAAUUGAAGAAGUUGGGUGGAUAUUACACAAUCAAAACGCAAAGCUUCGAUGCAAUUGAUGGGCAUAUUGAAUCCUAUUCAUUAUUAAUUGAUGGGGUUCAACCAAAAAGUUUAAAACCGUUGGCAUUGACACCACCAACAACUGACAAACGUCCAGCUCAUGGUAAUUUGGUAUUGGUUGAACUGAAUGGGUGCUCAUUACACGAUUACCCACAUUUGACAAAGGACAACAUUGUUUUAAUCAAACGAGGAGAAUGUUCAUUUGGAGACAAGUCUAGAAAUGCUGGUAAGUUGGGUGCAAAAGGAGCAAUUAUCUAUGACUCGCAAGGUGCUGUUUCGGGUACAUUGGGUACACCAAGUGGUGAAGAAGUCGCUACGGUAGCUGUUGACGAAAAGGAUGUUGAUGAAUAUAUCAAAAAGUUAAAGACUAAUCCUAAUCAUAAAUUUGAAACUACAUUGUAUGUUGAUGCAUAUGUCAAAAAUAUAUCAACUAUUAAUGUUGUUGCCGAUACGGUAUUUGGUGAUCACGAUAAUAUUGUUUCAUUAGGAGCACAUUCAGAUUCAGUAGGGGCAGGACCAGGCAUCAAUGACGAUGGUUCCGGUACCAUAUCAUUAUUGGAAGUUGCUAAACAAUUGACCAAAUACAAGAUCAAUAAUGCAGUUAGAUUUGCAUGGUGGGCAGCUGAAGAAGAAGGAUUGUUAGGUUCAACUUAUUAUGCUAAUCAUUUAUCUAAACUGGACAAUAAGAAAUUGAGAUUGUUUAUGGAUUACGAUAUGAUGGCUUCACCAAAUUAUGAAUAUGAAGUUUAUGAUGCCAAUAAUAAAGAUCAUCCUAAUGGAUCAGGAAAUUUACGUGAUUUAUAUAUCGAUUGGUAUACAACUCAUGGAUUGAAUUAUACAUUGGUUCCAUUCGAUGGUAGAUCAGAUUAUGUUGGUUUCAUUGACCAAGGAAUACCAGCAGGUGGAAUUGCCACUGGAGCUGAAAAAUUAAAAGAUAAAGAAGCUAAACAAAAAUUUGGUGGCGAUUUGGGUAAAGCAUUUGAUCCGUGUUAUCAUCAAUUGUGUGAUGAUUUGUCAAAUCCAAGUUAUGAGGCAUGGGGAUUGAAUACGAAGUUGAUUGCACAUUCAGUAGCUACGUACGCUAAAACAUUUGAUGGAUUCCCAAAGAGAGAUGAAGGUAAAGAUAAAGUACAACAACAACUGAUUGGUAAUGCAUUGUUUACUAGAAGAGGCGAUUUGUAUGUGAUUUAA